This is a messenger RNA of Spodoptera litura, 994 nucleotides long. It is a transcript of the gene Nacalpha, whose product is annotated as nascent polypeptide associated complex protein alpha subunit. NCBI's taxonomy places the organism in Eukaryota, Metazoa, Arthropoda, Insecta, Lepidoptera, Noctuidae. The record is from RefSeq and is a predicted model, not a curated record. Gene Ontology annotation, cellular component: nascent polypeptide-associated complex.
UCAUCGAAAAUAUUUUAUCUGUACUAAUUUUUUUCCGCUCUUGUCAAGUUGAAGCGAGUCCUUCGUUGAUUCCUUUUGUACCGAAUAUUCCUAAUUAAAGGAAUCUUCGUCUAAACCAAAAUAACAUCAAACACAAACACCACAAUGCCGGAACUGACAGAGCUGGACAAGGCCACCGCCUCCAUGACUGAGAAGCGCAAGGAGGAGACUGCUUCCUCGGACAGCGACUCCGAUGACACCAUCCCAGAAUUGGAAGAUGCUGGUGCACCCGGCACUGGAGGCAUCUCCAACCCGAUCGCGGGCAUCGACAUCGUGUCCAAGGCUAAACAGUCGCGCGGUGAGAAGAAAGCCCGCAAGAUCAUGAGCAAACUCGGACUCAAACCUGUGCAAGGAGUAAACAGGGUCACAAUCAGGAAGUCAAAGAACAUCCUCUUCGUCAUCAACUCCCCGGAUGUAUACAAGAACCCUCACUCAGACACCUACAUCGUGUUCGGAGAGGCCAAGAUCGAGGACCUGUCUCAACAAGCCACCAUGGCCGCUGCGGAGAGGUUCAAGGCUCCCGAGAGCGCUGCCGCUGGCAAUGAUGCUGCUGCGGCUGGAACGACGGUGGCUCCCAUAGCCGAGGAAGAGGAUGAGGAAGGAGUGGAUGACACCGGGGUGGAUGAGAAGGAUGUCGAGAUAGUGAUGUCACAAGCCAACGUGUCGCGGGCGCGGGCCGUCCGCGCGCUCCGGAACAACCAGUCGGAUAUUGUCAACGCUAUUAUGGAGCUGACAAUGUAAUCUGUUCCUCGGCGUAGUCAAGCGUAUGUUAACUGUUCUAGCUUUAAGUCUCCGAUAUUCUCCUCGAGUGGGAGCGAGCCAGAUAUAUUGAUGUAUUCACCUCCCACUCGCACACUCUCAGAAUCCAAAGGUCGAUGACUAGAUUUGUUUUGUACGGUACGGGAUGUAUAUAGGCUAACUUACUUCAAUACAAUAAAAUUAUGGUAAUACUAAA